This is a messenger RNA of Cetraspora pellucida, 2940 nucleotides long. NCBI's taxonomy places the organism in Eukaryota, Fungi, Glomeromycota, Glomeromycetes, Diversisporales, Gigasporaceae. The record is from the annotation of a GenBank genome assembly.
AUGACAAAUUUUUUUGAAAAGUUCUUUACGUUUAAUUUCGGUACGAAAAAUACCAAUAAUCAGCAAAAUAAACAAAAUGCAGGAAAUAAUGAGUUAUAUGAACAAGAUUUCGUCACAAGGAUCAAUUCUACACAAGAAUAUCUGGACCUUAACACACCUUCAACUGGAAGUGGAACAUCAGUUUCCACGCAUAAUAAAGAUCAUACAAACGAACAAAAAAAGCAAAUAAAUCAGAAUAGAAAUAAUACGAAGUCAAAGGAACAAUUAUCUCAUGAAAUCAAAGUAAAAGAUAACGAAAUAUUAAGUUUUCGUACAACUCUAAAAGUAAAAGAUAGCGAAAUAUCAAGGCUUCGUGAUGAAAAUGAUAAUGAAAUAUCAAAGCUUCGUGAAGAAAAAGAUAAUGAAAUAUUAAGACUUCAUAAAGUGAUUGAAGAUUUGAAAAAUGAGGCAUCAAGACAUCAAUCUGCCUUGGGAAGAGCAACCAAUUUUCGAUUGAGUGAUGACGAUCGUAAUAAUUCAGUUCAGCUUAGAGAUGAUAUUACAUCUCUGCAACAAACUCUAAAAGAUUUCUGCAUAGUUAAACCUAGUGUAGAUAUUAAUAAGACAGAAGCAAUGAAUAUUUUACAAAAAUACGAAUGUUCUGAAUUCACGGAUGAAGAAAACUUUAAGUCGCUUCUCAAAGCUGCACUUCAACGAUUUGUUCUUGAAACAAUCUUAGAUUCAACUCGUAAAUAUUUUAAGGAUGAAAAUACAAAAGGGGAAUUACUCGAAACUUGUAUUGUAUUUGAAACAGAGAAUUUACUAGUUAAAAUGAAAGAUUUUGCUAAAUUCCGGGAAGGAGAUGAUGAUGUAACCAGAGCAUUACCCAUCAAACUCCGCCAGCAAAUCUACGCAGUUCUUGGAAACCGCGGAUUUUCCAAAGUUAUAUCGGAAGAUAAAAUUGUAGAACACCCGUUCAUUAAUGAUACACAACGACAACUGAUUGAAAAGAUGAACAGUGUUCGAAUAAUAAAUGAUCCUAACAAACUAACCAAAUUAAAUAGUAUGGCAGCAAAUAUUAUUCGUGAUGUUGUUAGAAUUUUCUUUUUCCGACUAAAAGUUCAAGAACCUGAAGCUGAUCCGCCUCGCUGGUUUAAACACAAUGAUCAAGUGGAUCCAGAAUUAAUGCAAGGAACAUUUGAGCAUGAUUGUCAAGAUGUGGUACAGAUUUGUUCAUUCCCGUUAAUAGGUAUUAAUUUGGAUGAUGAAAAAAAGCGAAAAAUACUUAUCCCUGCUAUGGGUUUCGCUUUUAUUCAUACUCAUGAAAAUGAACAACUUUGUACUAAUGAGACAUGGCCAGGAGAAAUAGGUCGUCUCAAGACUAAUACUGUAUUACAAUAUGACGAUCAAUCUAAUAAUAUUGAAUCUUGGGGCUUUCCUGCGCUUGCAAAGCGACCUAAGCGAAGGAAGGGUUCUCAAUAUGAGUUCAAACCUGUAGAAUUAUUUAAACUCCAUCUGGGUAAUCUGUUUGAAGAUAUGAAACCUAAACUUCCUGUGGACUAUAAAAAAGCAAUCACUGAUUAUCUUCGAGAAAUAGGAAAGUUGAUAAAAGAUACAAUUACAACUUCUUGGCCAAGCAUUGAAUUUCAUAAGAAUGUAUUGCUUAUUAUGACAAUUCCUGCUGAAUACUCUCAUCGAUCACGCAAUAUAAUGCGUGAAUGUGUAUUCAAUGCUGGUUUAACCGGUGAAAUUGAUUCAGAAAAACUACAAUUCACCACAGAACCCGAAGCUGCUGCUAUUUACUGUAUGAAACAUUGUCUUAAAGAAUCUGCUUUUGUUGCCAAUGCAGAUAAUAGAAUCGAUCAUACAAUCUUUUGUAUUGUAGAUGCAGGUGGUGGAACUGUAGAUCUUACAACUCGUAGGUUAUAUAAUAAUAACCAAUUGGGUGAAGUUACUGAGCGUGCUGGAGAUUUUUGUGGAAGUGCUUGGAUAGAUCGUGAAUUCAUCAAUUUUCUUAAAAGAAGACUUGGUGAAUUUCCAUUAAAUAUGAUUGAAACGAGUCAUUAUGGUCAAAUGCAAUAUAUGGUUCAAGAAUUUUGUAAAAAUGUCAAGUUUCCAUUUGAUGGUAAAGAUCCUAACUUUUCAUAUGACUUAGAUCUUGGAGAGGUUUGUCCUGUGAUCAAACAAUAUGUAACGGGUGAUGCGAAAAAUAUGCUAGAGGAAAAUGAUUGGAUAAUUGAAUUAGAUUAUAUGAUUGUCAAGAAUAUGUUUGAUCCUGUUGUUAAUAGGAUUAUCAAUAUGAUAAAAGUACAAUUAGAUAAUUCUAAUGAUAAAUGUUCCAUGUUAUUUUUGGUUGGAGGAUUCAGUCAAUCUAAAUAUUUACAAUCAAGAAUUAAAGAAGAAUGUCAAAAGCGGGUUAAUUCUAUUUCAGUUCCUGUUCAGCCGAUUGCUAGCAUAUGUCGUGGGGCUGUAUAUUAUGGUCUCAGUAUGAAAAAUACUGCUAACGGUGUAGCUUUGAAUUGGGAUAAAUUUGUCGUCAAAACUAGAGUACUUAAAUACACGUAUGGAAUCAAAAAAUCCAUGAAGUGGAAGGAAGGUGAUCCAAAAAACAGAAAAAGCUAUGAUGGAUAUAUUGAUAAAUUUCAUCCAUUAGCAUCGAAGGGGAACGAAGUAUCUGUAGAUCAAGAGUUUACUUUUAGUUGUUUGCCUUUAAAAAAAGAUCAAGUAGCUAUAACUUUUGAAAUAUUUUGUACUCAAGAAUCUGAAUUCAAAUAUUGUGACGAGCUUGGUAUGAAACUUCUUGGAAAACUUCGAAUUGAUCUUCCAGACGUCCAUCUUGGUCUUAAAAGAUCUAUCCUUUUUGGACUUUGUUUUGGAAAAAUGGAAAUUACUGCCUUCGCAAAAAACAAAACUAAUGGCCAAUAUUAUCAAACUACCUUUGAAUUAGAAAAAGAUAAAUAA